AUGGCUACGUUUCAAGGCUCUCAGGCUGAUAGCAAUGAUGGCGCUGCUACAACGCGGCUCGGAGUCGCGGUGGGACCCGCCGCAAACGAGCAAGUUUUGCGCGGCGCGAAGGGCCUCACACGAGAGGAUUAUGUACUGGCCGCAGCGCGGCGACGCGCGAGUCAUGCCGCCGGCGCCGCAUCCGCCAUAGCCACCGAGGCGGGAACUACGGGUACUACUACCUUCAGCCGCUCAGCCUCAAAUGGUGCCGCUAACUCCGCGGCUGGCUCCACCGCCGCCGCCGCCGUUUCUCGCCGACUACAACCGCGCCGCCAUUCCCUCGGGGAGUUUCAUCUGCCCCUCUCCGCGUCGACGCCUGCCGCGUUUUCCGCCGCCUCAGACGAAGAAGACACGAUUGAGAUUUCAGACGCAGAUUCGGAAUCUUUCAGCAGCAGCAUCGGCAGCAUCGGCAGCGCGGCUACUAUGAUUUCAUCUGCAGAUGAACCACUUGCUACAGGCGCGAGCCAUGACUGCUUGCUGGACGAGUUACCCGACGACGUUCUGGUCAGUAUCCUCGCCGCGGUUGGCUCUGCGCGACACGUGGCAGCGGCCGGCGCGGUCUGCCGUCGAUGGCGCCGCCUUGUGCCGUUCGUCCCGUCGCUCUCCUUCGCCCGCCUCUCACUCCCUGCUGCGAAAAUCGAAGAGGUGGUGUCGCGUAUGGUGAUGCGCUCGCACGGCCUGUCGUCUCUCCACGUGGAGACCGUGAAUGGCGGCGUGAGUCACGGCAGCGGCGUGAGUCACGGCAGCGGCAGCGUCAGCGUCAGCGGCGCCAGCAGCGGCGCGCAUCCCCGCGAGUUCAUCGUCGAGGCGUGGGCCCGCCACGCUGGCACCUCCCUCCGCCACGUCACCUUCACGCAGCACAAGGCCGUCAUUACUGCCGCCGGAUACUCUGCCACGUCAGCCGCUGGAGGCGGCUCCGACGUUCCCAGCUGCACGGUUUACGCGGGUGGUCCCGACCUGAGCUCCCAUCUCCAGCAUCUCGCGUCCCAUUGUCCCAACCUCUCCUCGAUGCGCCUCGGCUCGUUCACCCUCCCGCCGCAUUUCCCCCGCGGAUACUCCGUCUUUCCGCAUCUGCGCACGCUUUCCCUUGAGUGGACCAACCUGUCCGGUUCCACGCUCCAAUCGCUGCUCGACACGUGUCCCAACCUCCGCCACCUCUCCGUCUUCAUGGCGGCGGGUCUCGCUGCGCAAGCCGCCUCCUAUCCCGCCGGCGCCGGCUAUAACGCUGCCCUACAAGCCGCCGGCGGCGGCGCGCGGCCAGCAGCUUCCUCCGCGGCGGCGGGACAGCGCGCGGGGCUGUGCUUGCGCCUGCCCCCGCGAUUGGAGUAUAUUGAGCUGGCUUAUUUGCGCGUCUCCGCCGUCACACUUAUCUGCAGCGAGGCUGCCGCCUGUAUCGAGGACAAGAGCGUGCGCGGCAGCAACGGCGGCGGCGGCGGCGGAAGCGGAAGCGGAAGCGGCGGCGGCGGAAGCGGAAGCGGAAGCGGCGGCGGCAGAAGCGGAAGCGGAAGCGGCGGCCUCCGCGAGGUGUCGGUGCGAGACAUGUUCCUCACGGCGCUCUCCCUCCCCAACGCGCGCGCGCUCCAGUCUCUCUCCGUCGCCACUGCCUCCGCGCUGCGCCUCUCCGCGCCCGCUUCCGCCACACUCGCGUCGCUCGAGGUCCGCGCGGGAAGCGUGCACUGGCCGUCGCUCGAGUCGCUCGUCGCAGGCGCGGGCGCGUCGCUCAAGCACCUCGCGCUGGAUCUCUUCACCGUCGAAUGCGGCGGCUCCGGCGCACCGCCGCCGCGCAGCGCUGUCCCGACCGAUCCCCCGCGGGAGGCGGCGGCGCGCGGCGACGGUCUUGACGGGACGCGGGGAAACGGAAGCGGGAGCGGAAGCGGAAGUCUCGAUCUGCUGAAUUUGGAUUGGCUAACUGGUCAUUGCCCUAAUCUCUCCUCGCUUUCCCUAGGGCCUCUACCUUGGGAAUGCCUUAUCCGCGGCGGUUGCAUCACCGCUCCCGGUUGGUCUCCUGGGUCGGGUUCGGACGCGGGAGGUUCGGCAGAGGACUGGGUGACGGUGGGUCGGGUGAUGAAUCCGGAUGAUGUGAGAGCUUGGCCGAGCCAGCUGGAGAAUCUUUCUGUGAAGCUUCAGGGAAGGAGCGGGGCUACCCUGCUUUGGAUUGGUGCGUUUAUGCGGCAAUGUGCGGGUAGUUUGAAGAGUGUGGAGGUGGUGUGUAUGGAGGAUGAGGAGGAGGAGGAAGAUGAGGACGAGGAGGAGGAUGAGGAAGAGGUGGAGGAGGAGGAGGAGAUGAUGAGGCGUCUAUUCUUCUCCUCUGCGUUGAAUGCUCUUCAACGAGCGUUCCCACACAUAGACUUGGUUGCGCCGUGUUCCUAUGCGUAA
Molecule: messenger RNA, 2415 nt
Organism: Closterium sp. Naga37s-1
Lineage: Eukaryota; Viridiplantae; Streptophyta; Zygnematophyceae; Desmidiales; Closteriaceae
Source: the annotation of a GenBank genome assembly